Molecule: messenger RNA, 1186 nt
Organism: Myxocyprinus asiaticus (Chinese sucker)
Lineage: Eukaryota; Metazoa; Chordata; Actinopteri; Cypriniformes; Catostomidae
Product: polyadenylate-binding protein-interacting protein 2B-like
Exons: 4
Coding region: 144-536 (130 amino acids)
Biological process (GO): negative regulation of translational initiation
Cellular component (GO): cytoplasm
Molecular function (GO): mRNA regulatory element binding translation repressor activity
Source: RefSeq, a predicted model, not a curated record
UGUUUGUUUGAAAAGCCCACAUGAGCUACGUAUGUCUGACGUAGUAUUGAAAUCUGGCCAGGUAACGGUGUCGCUGCAAAUAGGAAAAUAACCUCUUUUGGUCAACUUAUUUGCUGAUAUACUAGAGGGACAGAAGCGUUAGAAUGCCUGAACCUGCUGAUAUUAACAGUCCGGAGUUAGCGAAGACACAAGGAGGCAGCGGACCAGGGAAAGAUGAGAAUGUUGUGAAUGGACACAAGGAGGGUGAUGCCAACCCCUUUGCUGAGUACAUGUGGAUGGAGAACGAGGAGGAGUACAACAGACAGGUUGAGGAGGAACUCUUGGAGCAGGAGUUUCUUGAGCGUUGUUUCCAGGAGAUGUUAGAGGAGGAGGAUCAAGAUUGGUUCAUUCCUGCAAGAGACCUUCCUCCUGGUGUGGGACAGAUCCAACAACAGCUCAGUGGGCUGUCGGUCAGUGACGGAAACGCCGAAGACAUUGCACGCAAGAGCAGCUUGAACCCAGAGGCCAAGGAGUUUGUUCCAGGCAUGAAAUAUUAGAGACCCUCCAGUUAGGGGCUCCUUUAUAGAGACUUUAUGUGACCGCUGGUCGCCAGAGGUCACCCUCACACAAACUUCAAUCUUACUGGGGGUGUGUGAGGCUUGAUGGGGUGGGGCUUGUGGGCGGGGGGUGCUGGAUGCUCUUCUAUAAGCUUUUUAUUUCCGUCUGUCUCCAUGUAUAACGUGGGCGGGUUAAUCAGUGUAAUGUUCCUAUUGGACCGCUGCAGAUUGUGACUAGUUCCCCUGGAAGAUCGUUGUAUUAAACUCAGAGGAGCAGUUAUGUGAUUUCCACUAUUGUGAUAGUGACUAGCAGUUUGUUCCUGUAUCAUUGCCAUUUUUCUUUUUCCCUGUUUUCUCUUUUAUUUUCUUUAAAAGGAUGUUUGGUGGGGAGUUGUGUGUCAUUAGAGUGGGAGGGAGGGUAUAGGGCUGGGUCAGAGGAAACCAGACAGUUUAAAGGACCGUUGGCAGGUGGACCAUUCGAUGAUGGACAGAACUGGUGGCAGCUGACAACCUUUGAGGGAUUUUCACAUUAACAUAUUUUCUGUUUCGUUUCUCCUUUCUCCGUUCAAGUUCUGUCACAGUGUGCAACAUGCAUUCACAAAAAUGGAAAAAAACAAAUAAAACAAGCAGGUUCCCUCCUGGACAUUUUC